Molecule: messenger RNA, 3026 nt
Organism: Microtus oregoni (creeping vole)
Lineage: Eukaryota; Metazoa; Chordata; Mammalia; Rodentia; Cricetidae
Gene: Btbd6
Product: BTB domain containing 6
Exons: 4
Coding region: 1-1620 (539 amino acids)
Biological process (GO): neurogenesis
Cellular component (GO): cytosol
Molecular function (GO): protein binding
Source: RefSeq, a predicted model, not a curated record
AUGCUGCUGCCGCUGGCCUGCCUGCAUGGGCGGGUGGCACAGUGCCUAACCUCCCUGCUGGUGCUCGCAGAGCCACUGCCCAGGCCCCGGCGCGGUGCGAAGGCGCGCAGCGCAGCGCCGACCAGUGUGGAGGUGGCCCCGGCUGGAACGAAGAUGGCCUCAGAACUGUACCCGCCCGCCGGCGCCUCUGCAGCUACUGCCACCGACAUCGCCAACAGCAACGCUGCGGGUGCGGCCGUGGGCAGAAAGGUCAGCCUUUGCUGCCCGCCCCGCCUGGCGCCCGCCCCACUGCCGCCCUUGCCCGCGCCGCCCGCGCCAGACAACAACAAUCCCGAGAGCCCCAACUGGCAGUCCUUCCACCCGACGCUGCGCGAGAGGAAUGCGCUCAUGUUCAACAACGAACUGAUGGCUGACGUCCACUUCAUCGUGGGGGCCUUAGGGGCAGCCAGGCGCGUGCCCGCCCACAAGUACGUCUUGGCUGUCGGCAGCUCUGUCUUCUAUGCCAUGUUCUAUGGGGACCUUGCAGAAGUCAAAUCAGAAAUCCACAUUCCUGACGUCGAGCCUGCCGCCUUCCUGGCCUUGUUAAAGUACAUGUACAGCGAUGAGAUUGAUCUGGAGGCGGACACAGUGCUCGCCACUCUGUAUGCUGCUAAGAAGUACAUUGUACCUGCAUUAGCCAAGGCCUGUGUCAACUUUCUGGAGACAAGCCUGGAAGCCAAAAAUGCCUGUGUCCUGCUAUCCCAGAGCCGACUGUUUGAGGAGCCUGAACUGACCCAGCGCUGCUGGGAAGUCAUUGAUGCACAGGCUGAGAUGGCUUUGAAGUCUGAAGGCUUCUGUGAAAUUGACCGGCAGACUCUGGAGAUCAUUGUGACCAGGGAGGCCCUCAACACCAAAGAGGCUGUGGUCUUCGAGGCGGUCCUGAACUGGGCUGAGGCAGAGUGCAAGAGACAGGGCCUCCCGGUCACCCCUCACAACAAGAGGCAUGUUUUGGGAAGAGCCCUCUAUCUAGUUCGAAUUCCAACUAUGACUCUAGAGGAGUUUGCCAACGGUGCUGCCCAGUCAGAUAUCCUGACCUUAGAGGAGACCCACAAUAUCUUCCUUUGGUACACAGCUGCCAACAAGCCAAUCCUCGACUUUCCCCUGACCAAAAGGAAGGGCCUUGCUCCACAGAGGUGUCACCGCUUCCAGUCUUCUGCCUACCGAAGCAACCAGUGGAGAUAUCGUGGGCGCUGUGACAGCAUCCAGUUUGCAGUGGACAGAAGGGUGUUCAUUGCCGGACUGGGCUUAUAUGGGUCCAGUUCUGGGAAGGCUGAGUACAGUGUGAAGAUUGAACUCAAACGGCUAGGGAUGGUCCUAGCUCAGAAUCUCACCAAGUUUGUUUCAGAUGGAUCCAGCAACACAUUCCCAGUCUGGUUUGAGCAUCCAGUCCAGGUGGAGCAGGACACCUUCUACACUGCCAGUGCUGUCCUGGAUGGCAGUGAGCUCAGCUACUUUGGGCAGGAAGGAAUGACAGAAGUACAGUGUGGAAAGGUAGCCUUCCAGUUCCAGUGCUCCUCGGACAGUACCAAUGGGACUGGAGUCCAGGGUGGACAGAUUCCAGAGCUCAUCUUCUAUGCCUGAGGUGUAGGGGUUGGGGUGGACUUGCCAUUAGGCUCUUCCUCCAUGGAGUCUACCCAGUAAGUGCAGUGGAGGUGCAGGACACUGCCUACUGCCUUACUGAUACCAUUAAAGGUUUGGCUUACCAUAUCAGCCCGAGUCUGAAACAGAUGACUUCUCUUUACAGAUCUUUAGGAACUGAUCUUAGGAACAGAAUUAUACAUGUCCCUUGACCCUGAGAUGAUAUUCCACAGAUGGAGGACAGACGCGGGUCCAAGGUAGUCCCAGGUCCCUACCCAGUGGCACCCAAGCUUCAGGACCCUUCGAUUCUCCUCCCACUCUUUUGGAUUCUAAGCAGCUCUGGCUUACUUUAAGGCCUUCCAUUCAAGCCACAAGUGGCUGAAAAGUCACUUAAAAUAGUUCCAUCCUUUUUAAGUGAAUUUUCAUAAUAAAGGUUUCACGGAACAAGAGCCACAUGUAAAUAAGUGACUGUAGGAAAUAUUAACUGGGGCAUUCUCUUUCUCAUCCUGUAUGUAUGAAGUGCAGAGCUGUUAAAAUCAAACCCUAUCUUAGGAGAGCCCACCUAUGCCUGUGUGGCAUCUUAACUGUCUUCCUCUCAAGGGCUGUCUCUAGAAUUCUGCAGAAGACCACAUGUCUGGGUGAUUGUGUUUGUUAAAGUACCUCAAGGUUCUACUGCAGAGGUCAAACUUAAGGAUUAGGCUGUAUGCUGUGCUGUCUGCUGUGGGGUCCUAUGUGGGUAAGAAGGAUCCCUAGGCCCAGGUCCAGGCCUCCCUUAUAGUUGUUUUGCCCUGAAAAAGCACCUGACCUUCAAAGGCCCACUAGCAGGGCAAUGUUAUCUAGAGAGAGAGUAUAUGUUGUAGGCUAGUGUGCCUAACAUCAGAACCCUGGCCCUGCUGGGCCUCAAAUCUACCCUCCCAGACCCUCUGGCUCUAGCUCCCAGUUGUACCUCUUUACUGUGAGUUGAUACUUAAGAAACCAUGAAAACCCCAUCCUUGCAUAUGAGAAGAGCCAUGGCUAGAGGGUACCUGCUCCUGGAACUUCUUCCCUCAAUUGUUAGGAGGCCCCUGCCUUUCUCAAGGUAUCCACUAGGUUCCCAAUGUGAAGUGUUAUACUAUUCCCUUUGGUCCUGAGCCACAUCUGAUAGGCAUUGAUGGGAAGCUUUGAGACUGCACCAGAAAUAAAACCCUAUUGCCUGUAUUUCCCACAACCUUUAGGAGAAAUUCCUUCGCUUUGGGGUUCUGUACUUCAGCUUGACAACCCUCUACUCUGAGCACCUUAGCAUGUUAGUUUCCAGAGGUGGUAUUGUCUGAGCUCAGCCUACCUAUAGCCGGUGCGUUGAUGCAGAGCUCCCUCGCCAAGAGCAGGAACGUCUUCCCCAGCACGUACACAUUCACCUGUGCAAAAAGAAC